UUCAGAUUUUGCAUUACAGCUUCUACCCCAAUCCUGAAUGCUGAAGGCGCUCAGACACUUUAAUCCUGCAAGAUGGGUUUCUGCCUUUGAGGAUCAUCACCGUCAGCAGCAGCAGCAGCAGCUCUCUAUUAGAAUGAAGAGCCAGAACAUCAGGACUCUCUUCCUCAUCCUCUCCGUGCUCCUCUACCUGCUGAUCGGAGCCGCCGUGUUCGACGCGCUGGAGACGGAGAGCGAGAGCUCCAGGAAAAGAGCCCUGGAGCAGAAACUGAGCGAGCUGAAGAGAAAGUACGGCUUCAAAGAGGAGGACUACCGGGAGAUGGAGAGAGUCAUCCUGCAGUCGGAGCCGCACCGCGGCGGGAAACAGUGGAAGUUCACCGGCUCUUUUUAUUUUGCCAUUACCGUCAUCACCACUAUAGGCUACGGCCACGUUGCUCCUCGCACCGAUGCUGGCAAGACCUUCUGCAUGUUUUAUGCAGUCUUGGGAAUACCUCUGACUCUGGUCAUGUUCCAGAGUCUGGGUGAGAGGAUCAACACUUUUGUCCGAUAUCUUCUGCGCAGAGCCAAGCAGGGGCUUGGCUUCAGGAAGACGGACGUGUCCAUGGGAAACAUGGUGCUGGUGGGUCUGCUGUCCUGUGUUAGCACCCUGUGCAUUGGAGCUGCAGCCUUUUCUCACUUUGAGGACUGGAGCUUCUUUAAUGCCUACUACUACUGCUUUGUCACGCUCACAACCAUCGGCUUUGGGGACUUUGUUGCCCUGAAGAAGAAAGAUGCUCUCCAGAAGCGAUCGCCCUAUGUGGCCUUUUGCUUCCUGUACAUCUUGGUUGGACUGACGGUCACCGGAGCAUUUCUCAACCUGGUUGUGUUGAGGUUUCUAACCGUGAAUUCUGAUGCAAGUAUUGAUGAAAGUGUAGAGGAGGAGCUUUUAGAACCCAAGGAGCCGCAGGGGGAGGAGGAAGCACCGGAUAAUGCACAGGCAGAGUUGGUCGAGGUAAGACGUACAGCUGAUGCAGAUGAAAGCCGGUUCAACCUUAACCUACCACUGGAGGCUGGCGGCAGCUGUGCAAGUCUGGUCUCCUCUCCUACAGACGACCUAAGACUCAUUGAGUGUGAACGUUCUGAGCCUCCUGAGCACAGCAGACUCAGGGAGCUGUUCUCCUGCAUGUGCUGUGGGCUGGAUGUUUGCGGCAGCACCACCGAACUGCAGCAUGAACACACAUGUGGCCACAGCAACCCUGUUUUUUACACCUCCAUCUCCUACAGGGUUGACCAAGUCUCCUGCAGUUCUCACACUGUUUCAUCACCCGGCGCUGUAGCUCUCUGUUGGAAGAAAAACAACCUUCACAUCAGACGGAAGUCACUCUGACCCAGGAGGCUUUUGUGGCUUUCAGAACAGAUUAAACCCUCAAAUAUAUUUAAAAACUUUGAAAUGUAGCACUGUAUGAUCUUAAGAUAUAUUUUUAUACACUUCAGGGUUUCGAAAUGCUAAAACGUGGCAUGAACAAGUAUGU
Cyprinodon tularosa is the source of this 1508-nucleotide messenger RNA. Its product is annotated as potassium channel subfamily K member 15-like. The record is from RefSeq and is a predicted model, not a curated record. NCBI's taxonomy places the organism in Eukaryota, Metazoa, Chordata, Actinopteri, Cyprinodontiformes, Cyprinodontidae. The coding region runs from base 38 to 1363 and encodes 441 amino acids. The transcript has 2 exons. Gene Ontology annotation, molecular function: potassium ion leak channel activity. Gene Ontology annotation, biological process: stabilization of membrane potential; potassium ion transmembrane transport. Gene Ontology annotation, cellular component: membrane.